Trichoderma reesei QM6a is the source of this 549-nucleotide messenger RNA. RefSeq lists its product as uncharacterized. The coding region runs from base 1 to 549 and encodes 182 amino acids. The record is from RefSeq and is a predicted model, not a curated record. The transcript is spliced from 3 exons. Lineage: Eukaryota; Fungi; Ascomycota; Sordariomycetes; Hypocreales; Hypocreaceae.
AUGGCGAUCCAGGGAAGAGUAGCCGAGUACUUUCCCCCUCUCUCCCGGCCAUUUGAUGGCAACCUGUCGACCUCCAAACGCGAUCUCCAGACGUUGCGUCGACGUCAGCGCGAGGAUGUCUCCAUCCUUCGUCGCAACGCCAUUCGGCGUCCCUCUCACGCCCGCCCCCAUUACAUCGUGAUCAACAACAUCGCGAUACGUACCGGUACCGGGCGCUCACAAACUCCUGCCGCGUCGGAUGAUGCCAAUGAGGCGACACCACUCGAACCUCAACCAUCCGCCAACAGCACUCUGGGAUCUGGAUUGCCAACAGAUACCCAAUUCGUUGUCCAAAGGCCCAAGCUGGGCACUGACGUGGUCGCUAAAAGACCUACCGCAACCGAGAGACAGGUUUUAUUGCUGGUUUUCCCAUCGAUCAGGUCGCACAAGCACAAGGACUAUUGGAAACAGAGCAAGCUGGAGCAACAAUUCUCCGCCUCAGCUGAUAUGGUGGGUUCAUAUCUCAAUCUGAUUACCGAGGAGAACAAAGAUUCCGUCACCGUCCAGUGA